Molecule: messenger RNA, 998 nt
Organism: Exaiptasia diaphana
Lineage: Eukaryota; Metazoa; Cnidaria; Anthozoa; Actiniaria; Aiptasiidae
Product: ankyrin repeat and BTB/POZ domain-containing protein 1
Cellular component (GO): ubiquitin ligase complex; cytoplasm
Molecular function (GO): protein binding
Source: RefSeq, a predicted model, not a curated record
AGAAUUCCAAGAAAGUUUCACAACCAAUAAAAGUAGUCAGCGUAGAACCAGACGCGUACUCUAGAGAACUCAACGAGGCUUUCGGUUCGCUGGUCGAGCUUGUAAUCCCAUUUCCCUACAAAAAUCAGGUUACUAAUGAAAACUUUGGGAAUUUUUUUACUGAAGAAACUGAAGCCUUGCUUCCCUUCAUGAUUUGGUCGUAUUCCGACGAUGAAACCCCACCUGAAGACCGGCCUCCUUAUUCCGACAUAUGCUUUGUCGUGGAGGAUGCUCGUUUUUAUUGUCAUAAGGUGUUCAUGUGUGGACGAAGUGAUUACUUCAAAGCGCUUCUCAUCGACCAUUUCUCCGAAACAGUCUUACCGGACAUUAUGGAGCAUGAUUCCUACGAAGAAUCUGUACCGGAAGUGACGCUACGUGACGUCAGUGCGGAGGACUUUGCGGCAAUCGUAGCUUACAUUUACCAAGAUACGACGCAUGUUAAAGUACAGAAUCUGUACAGUGUUCUAUGUGCUGCAGAUUUGUAUCUUCUGAAUGGUUUAAAGCGUUUGUGUGCAAAUCAAAUCAAGGACCAUCUUGACGUCGAUAACGUGAUUCCCAUUCUCAAAACUGCGCGGUUAUUUUCUCUGGAGGGAYUGGAAUCCAACUGUGUCAUGUUUUUAGCYAAGUGUCUGGAAAAGUUCAUCGACGAUACAGAGUUUCACGAACUUAUUGUGGAGGACGCGGCAACGAUUGAAAAUCGUGAAGAGAAAGACUCCAUUCCAGUCAUCGACGAGAUUCGCUUUCACUUGAUGAAAAAUUUACUGCCGGUUAGCAUAUCCCCAGAAUGCAACGUGUACGAUAGUGACAUUAAGCUAGCAUUACUGGAUCAGUUACUGAAAAAUUUGGACUUGGAAUGUUAGGACUCUGAAUCCUGGAUCGUUGUGAAGUAACCUGGUAUUUGCAUGCUUAGCGUUAAUUUGUAGUGUUAAUAGUUUAGCACUAUACGUUGUUAAUGCUAU